CUGCAGACGUUGCGUAAAUCAGACCCUCCUAAUCGAUGAUCGACUUGUGUUGAUGUCGGCCAUUGCUGUCCUGUAGGUGUCGGCAAACUGGAACGGGACAAACAAGCUAUCUGAGAAUGUUUUUAUCUUCGGCUAUUCGUUCUGCUGUAUCGCAGACGGCAAGACAGGUGCGGAGCCUACACAGGUCCGCAGCACGUGCUGGAGCUGGGGGCAUCUUUGUGCAUAGGGACACCCCAGAUAACAACCCAGAUACUCCAUUUGAAUUUACUGAUGAGAAUAAGAAGCGGAUUGAAGCGAUUAUUUCCAUGUACCCAGAAGGACACAAGCAAGCUGCCACCAUUCCUGUGUUGGAUCUGGCCCAGAGACAGAAUGGAUGGCUCCCGAUAUCAGCAAUGAACAAGGUUGCAGAGGUUCUUGAAGUCCCUCCGAUGAGAGUGUAUGAAGUAGCAACGUUCUACACCAUGUUCCUUCGUCAACCUGUGGGAAAAUAUCACAUUCAGAUCUGUACCACAACACCCUGCAUGCUCUGUAACUCUGACAGCAUCCUGGAAGCCAUUAAAAACAAACUGGGCAUCAAGGUUGGAGAAACCACACCAGACAAGAUGUUCUCACUAAUAGAAGUGGAAUGCCUUGGUGCUUGUGUAAAUGCCCCCAUGGUCCAGAUCAAUGACAACUAUUAUGAGGACCUUAGUCCCAAGGACAUAGAGGAGAUCAUUGAUGAACUCAAAGCUGGGACCAUCCCAGCACCUGGCCCCAGGAAUGGGCGUUUCUCCUGUGAGCCAGCAGGUGGACUGACAUGCCUGACAGAACCCCCUCCAGGGCCUGGCUUUGGUGUGAGAGCAGACCUGUAAAGACUGGGGCACUCUGAUCUUACUGAACUAUGUCUAAAGUGAAAAGUAGUAAUGUGUAAAUAAAAUAUACAUGUAU
Messenger RNA from Osmerus eperlanus (European smelt), 927 nucleotides. RefSeq names its product NADH:ubiquinone oxidoreductase core subunit V2 (gene ndufv2). Gene Ontology annotation, molecular function: NADH dehydrogenase activity. The record is from RefSeq and is a predicted model, not a curated record. Gene Ontology annotation, biological process: mitochondrial electron transport, NADH to ubiquinone. The coding region runs from base 117 to 851 and encodes 244 amino acids. Lineage: Eukaryota; Metazoa; Chordata; Actinopteri; Osmeriformes; Osmeridae. The transcript is spliced from 8 exons.